Molecule: messenger RNA, 804 nt
Organism: Geodia barretti
Lineage: Eukaryota; Metazoa; Porifera; Demospongiae; Tetractinellida; Geodiidae
Source: the annotation of a GenBank genome assembly
UGCAGCUAGAAAUUCUCCUUCUCUUCUCUCCCUUUAUUCCUCUUCACCUGUGUGUGUACCUAUGUGUGCAUACUGUACAUGUGUGUGUGCAUGUGUGUGUGUGUAUGCAGGAAAGUUCCCUGAUGCUGUGAAGCACUAUGAUGAGGCCAUCAAGAGAAAUCCUGAUGACGCCAAGAUCUACAGCAACAGGGCAGCCUGCUACCAGAAACUGCUCGAGUUCAGCCUGGCUCUCAAGGAUUGCGAGGAGGCAAUAAAACUAGACCCAACAUUCGUGAAGGCACAUGUACGGAAGGGACAUGCUCUACUGGCUAUGAAGGACACCAUCAGGGCUGGUACGGCUUUUGAGAAGGCCCUUGAGCUCGACCCACAGAGUGUCGAUGCCAGGACUGGUCUGCAGCGGUGUAUGAGACAGGACGACCCGGAAGCUAGAAGAAAGGCAGCCCUCCACGACCCAGAGGUCCAGGCCAUCCUCAGAGACCCCACCAUGCAGCUCAUCCUCCAACAGAUGCAGACCCACCCUGAGGCUCUUCGAGACCACCUGCAGAACCCUGCAAUUGCUACAAAGAUUCAAAAGCUAAUUGAGUGUGGAUUCAUCAGUUUGCGCUAGAAGAAUAUCUACCUUCCUAGGCCACGUAAUACAAUACGUAUGCAUACUCUGCAGCUGUAAUAGGAUGAAUGCAGAACUGACCCAGCUAUAUAAUAUACCUAAUGCUGUGAAUUGUAUGUCUGUGUUGCUGCGAAUUUGAAUAUGCAUUGACCAAUGUGUGCACACUGUAAAUUAAAACAACAACAGACGGCAGGGAA